Molecule: messenger RNA, 570 nt
Organism: Colletotrichum spaethianum
Lineage: Eukaryota; Fungi; Ascomycota; Sordariomycetes; Glomerellales; Glomerellaceae
Product: serine/threonine-protein kinase hal4
Exons: 1
Coding region: 1-570 (189 amino acids)
Biological process (GO): protein phosphorylation; intracellular signal transduction; intracellular monoatomic cation homeostasis
Molecular function (GO): ATP binding; protein serine/threonine kinase activity
Source: RefSeq, a predicted model, not a curated record
AUGUGGGACGAAAAGGGAGACUACUGCGAAGUCAUAGAAUUCUGCGCAGGUGGAAACUUGUUCUCGCUCAUCAAAUCCACCGGAAAGCUCAUGCCCGGUGAGGCCGACUGUUUCUUCCAACAAUUGAUGCGCGGCGUCAAGUACCUACCCGAAAUAGGGGUCGCGCACCGGGACAUCAAACCAGAAAACAUACUUCUGACCAUCGACGGUGUAAUAGAGAUAACGGAUUUCGGUUCCUGCGACUGUUUCAGGAUGGCAUGGGAAUAUGAUGCCCGGAUGAUCUCUGGCGUACGUGGCUCUGAGCCUUAUAUCGCUCCUGAGGAGUACACCGAGACAGAAUUCGACGUCCGAGCCGUUGACAUGUGGGCUUGUGGCGUCGUCUUUGUGGUCAUGCGUACCGGCCGCUACUUCUGGGAAAUGGCAAGCAAGGCCGAGGAUGAGCUGUAUGCUUGCUAUUUGGAAGAUCGCCGGCUUGAAAGCGGCUUUGCCCCUAUCGAGGCUUUUCAUAAGGUUGGCAAUUCCUCAUUGCGGAUAGAUCUUGUCGGUUUAGUAAUAACUUUGAACUACUAG